Molecule: messenger RNA, 4441 nt
Organism: Ostrea edulis (European flat oyster)
Lineage: Eukaryota; Metazoa; Mollusca; Bivalvia; Ostreida; Ostreidae
Product: sodium/hydrogen exchanger 4-like
Exons: 24
Coding region: 280-2706 (808 amino acids)
Biological process (GO): regulation of pH; sodium ion transport; proton transmembrane transport
Cellular component (GO): membrane
Molecular function (GO): sodium:proton antiporter activity
Source: RefSeq, a predicted model, not a curated record
UCCGGAUAAUAAAACCAAACAAACAAUUAGUGGUCCGUGGUGUGGACAGUGGAGGAUCAUCAGAGUUAAUGUCUGUAACUUUGUUCAUGUGUACAAGAUGUGACAACAGUUUUUACUUAACUACGGAUAUUUUUAUCGCAAGAUCUCUCCAAGAUUUCACUUUCAUUUAUCAAUAUAGAGUGCAUAUUUCCAAUCAAUGCUGCGCCGGCAGGUCCAAAGAUUCAUAGUCGAUACGACUGCUUGAAGUUGAACAGUUGAAGUUCUUAAUGACAAGCAAAAAUGAAAGUUACCUGUUUAGCCCUUCUAGUUGUGAUAUUGAACAGUGCUCUGGCAAGUGAGUCGGUGGCGGACCCUUCCACCAAUGGGACGUCCAAUCACACAGCAAAUGAAACUAAAUCAGAACAUCCAGAGGGGGUGGUGUUAGUGGAAAUCAAAUACGAAGCAAUCAAGGAACCAUUCUUCUUGACUCUGGUCGUACUAAUUGCUGGUAUAAGUAAAGUUGGAUUUCAUCAUGCUGAUUUUAUAUCAUCAAAGGUCCCAGAAUCUUGUCUCCUCAUCAUAAUGGGGACCAUUUUUGGAGGUUUAGUGUUAUUGAUUGGAGUUAAUGAAAGUUUGCCAGAUUUCUUCACACCUGAGAUAUUUUUUCACUACCUUCUUCCUCCGAUAAUAUUGGAGGCCUCUUUCAGUCUAUAUGACAAAACUUUUGCAGACAAUAUUGGAAGUAUUCUUAUUCUAGCAGUAAUUGGAACAACAAUAUCAUGUUUCCUAAUAGGUCUGAGUCUGUAUGGUUUGAUGAUGGUUGGAGCUAUGGGGGCAGUCUCACAGAUUUCCUUUAUACAAAUUCUAGUGUUUUCUGCUCUUAUUGUUGCGGUGGACCCCGUGGCGGUUCUAGCAGUAUUUACUGAGGUGGGAAUUAAUCCUACACUCUACUUCUUGGUGUUUGGGGAAUCACUCCUGAAUGAUGGUGUGACUGUAGUGUUAUAUAAUGUGCUGCAGACGUACAAUAGAUUACAAGCAGAAGGGGGCACAAUUGAUGCUGGACAAGUUUUGUUGGGCAUAUUGAAAUUCCUAAUUGUGGUCAUAGGAGGACUAGUAAUUGGGAUUUUAGUGGGAUGCCUGUCAGCUGUACUUACCAAGUUUACUAACACUGUCAAAGUGGUUGAACCUAUAGCAAUAUUUGGAAUGGCUUACUUAGCCUUCCUGCUGGCUGAGUUGUUUGAAUUUUCUGGCAUAAUAUGUAUCAUUGGCUGUGGACUUGUGCAAGUUGCUUAUGCCUUUCAGAACAUAACUCCAAAAUCCAAAGUAGCAAUCAAAUAUUUCACUAAAGUGUUGAGCACCACAUCCGAGAUUAUCAUUUUCCUCUUCCUUGGACUAGCUCUUAUAACUGAACAUGACUGGCAAACUGGCUUUGUCUUGUGGACUCUAGUAUUGUGUAUUGGAUUCAGGUUUUUAGUGGUCUAUGGUAUUACCUUCCUUAUCAACAAAUUUGACACCUACAGAGUCCGCAGGAUAGGAUUUGAUGAAAUGUUUAUUAUGAGUUAUGGUGGAUUACGAGGGGCUGUUUGUUUCUCCCUGGUAGCUCUUCUGGACAAAAAGGAGUUCCCAGAGAAAGAUAUGUUUGUCACCACCACACUGUUUGUGAUUCUCUUCACAGUCUUCUUCCAGGGGGCCACAAUAAAGCCGAUUGUGAAUGCACUGAGAGUAAGACUAGCCCCAGCAGAUCAUAGCCCCAGUAUGUGCCUAGUUCUACACGACAAGAUUAAUGAUCACUUAAUGGCUGGUGUAGAAGAAGUUUUAGGUUAUAUAGGAAAGUUUCAGCUAAGGGAAAAGUUUCAUUACUUUGAUGACCAUUACAUCAGGAAGCUGCUGUUGAAAACACCAAACAUUGAGGAUGGAGCGGAACUGAUCGUUAAUUAUGAAAAACUGGUUAUGAAAGAACAUUACAAGAAUCUACAUUUGUGUGGUGCAGCCAAUCUUCCUAAAGUUCCCAGUGAUUUAAAGAAUGUGGACAGUUCAGCAAUGCUGCUGAAACUGAGGGCCCAUGAGGAUGAGGAAGAAAGAGAUGAGGAUUUUGAAGCUGCAGGAGUUUCUAAACCUAGACUUAUAGUUGAGCCUAAAGUGGUCACACAGCCCCCUAAGAAGGUUUCUAUUUCAAUAGGAGGAGAAGAGCCCACGGCUAAAGACUUCAGGAACCUCUUGAAAGAGAGUCUCCGGUCACCAACUCUGGUGAUACCAAAUAGAAGAUUCGAUCGACAGAUAAGCUAUGUUCCCAAUUUUGAUUUUGAAAACUUGAGACAUAGACGAAAGAAUAAUGCCAAAUUACAACGAAUGAAAUCCAUUAGAAAAAUGCCUGAACGAGCCCUCUCAUGGGCCGAAAGUGAUUCCAACCUGUGUAGAGAGAGAGCUAACAAUCACCUGAUUGGACGCACACAGAAGGCAAUGACGGUAGACUACUCUCCGGUGGAAGGAGAUAAAGGCUUCAAUACCUCGUUAGUCAGUCAGACAAUCGUUGAGGAUGAAGUGUUUGAAAGAGAAGAACUGGUAGCUGAGAGCAGCCCUUUAAUUAAAGAAGAUCCCGAAUCUGAACACACGAAAGACAGUCUGGCAAAGAGAAAGGUGUCCCAUGACUGUCUCCUUCACCGUCAGGAUGCAGUGGAAAACAUUCCUAUGGAUAACCUCCAGAAAUCCAAGUCUUUAGAUGUUUAGUUUCACGCCAUAGGGUGUUAGGAAACAAUUUUUGUAUUCUGAGGUAACAGUUUGUAGAAUUAUACAUUUAAGUGUUAUUGUUUGGAAUGUCACUUUUUUCAUUUUAUACAAUAGAAUUUUGAUUUACAACUAACUUUAUCCUAUACCUUUUUAUUCUGAUAGGAGGGAACCACUUCAAUUCAUUGCUCACAAUAUUAGGUCAUUUCUUGUUUUUGUGAAGGUUGAAUGUAAGAUAACUCCCAUGAAACAUGGUUACAGAAACAAAACAGGUGGUAUACUCUUGCUAGUUUAUACAUAAUUAUCCCUGAUAGGGUGACAAAAUUAGAACAUUCUGCAGUGAUAUAGACACUGUGCAGAACAUAUUUAUAGCACCAUUUAUAUAUACCGUUUAUAACAAUGAUUUCUUUUAUCAAAUCACUUCAAUUUUUCAACCUUUGCAAUCUUUUUAGAUAUCCUCAUAUGAAUGAUGUCUUAUUCACUUUGUGGUCGUGAAUGGAGCAUGUAGUGUUGGUCAUGUUGAACUUGGUUUGUGUUUCGAUGUGUUAGUAUUCCCUCAGUAAAUUUAACCACCUUUUGUUUUUACCUGAAUCCUUUGAAAAUAUCUUUAUCAAACUUAAGCAUUAACUUUAACUUCAUAGGUGUUGCUUUUAGCUUAUUUUUAAUUUCAUAGCUACUUGAAAUAUUUAUAAAACAUAUUAAUAUUUAUUAGUAAGUUGUUUGGUAUAAGACCCCUAUUAUUAUUAUUAUUAUAAAAUCACCGGUUGAGCCGUUCCUGUGGGUUGAAAUACUAGAUGCAGAUGACAUGCUUGACAGUGUUCAUACGCCUAACAGAUUUAUAGUGAUUCGGUCUUUGCAGUUAUAGGCAAAUAUCCUUCAAAAUUCUCUAAUAUAUUUUAUCACAGGUUUAAAAAGUAAAUGUAAAUUUUUGAAAUAUACAUUAUGCAAAUAUCUUCAGGGAUUACAUGUAUUUUUGUCAGGGUCAAUGUUUACCAUGGUUACCAAUGUAAACCAAUGAGUAUCUCCCGGUGUGAAUUUCAUAAGAUUUAGUAUUAUGAAAUUUCUAUGUAUGUAAAGUUAUAUUGAUUCCAAUUAAAGGCUAGCAUGUUAAGCUUUAAUGAGAUACAUAUUGAUGUAUGUAGUGCAAUGCAUCGUAUGUCUGCUAUUGUAUAGACAUCAGAUAACAUAAUAUACAUAAUAUUUUCUUUGAAGGGAUAGAUUGCAGCUACAUGUACAUUUAGUUGAUGACAGUAAAGGCUGUAGGGUCCAGUGAUCAUGCACGGUUUUGUUUACCAUUGGACCAAGGUCAACAUUUGCUCUGUGUUGCUUUCAUGUUUCCUUUGUACAGUUUUACCAGUAUGUGUUCGUCACAUAAUGAAGAUUUAUUUUUGUAAUAUAAUUUUUAUGAUGGUUAUAAAUAUACACACUAUACACAUGUAAAAUCGAUUUUUCAUAUCACGGGUCAUUUGAUGCCACAUUGUCGUGAUUCUAUUUAUUGAUAGUAAAGCUUAGUCUAGCUAUAUUGUAUCUACCUACAUUGUAACUCUCUCUCUAUCUAUCUAUGAUUUACAUGUCUCUCUCUCUCUCUCUCUCUCUCUCUCUCUAUCGAUCUACAUGUAUCUACCUAUCUUUAUAGCACCACAUUUUUAUAUAUGACAAUCAUGAACUUUUGUUGCUACAAUUGAAUAAAAUGCAAUAAAUGAAUUUUGAUAUAUAUACUCACUAUAUGUAUAUAAAA